Molecule: messenger RNA, 766 nt
Organism: Coregonus clupeaformis (lake whitefish)
Lineage: Eukaryota; Metazoa; Chordata; Actinopteri; Salmoniformes; Salmonidae
Product: stonustoxin subunit beta-like
Exons: 2
Coding region: 1-498 (165 amino acids)
Molecular function (GO): protein binding
Source: RefSeq, a predicted model, not a curated record
AUGCAUACCGGUGUGUGUCCAAACAGAAAGGUGACACAUAGGGGAGAGAAAUGGCAUCCGUAUCCUGAUCACCCAGAGAGAUUUGAGGACUGUGGACAGGUGCUGUGUAGAGAGGGUCUGACUGGGCGCUGUUACUGGGAGGUAGAGUGGAGUGGGCACAGGGUUGAUAUAGGAGUGACAUAUAAAGGAAUCAGCAGGAGAGGAGGGGCUAAUGACUGUUGGCUUGGAUACAAUGACAAGUGCUGGAGUCUGCUCUGCUCUGAAAACAGUUACACUGCCUGUCACAAUGAUAAUCACACUACCUUAGACAUCCCCUCCUCCAGCUCCCACAGAGUAGGAGUGUAUCUGGACUGGCCAGCCGGCACUCUGUCCUUCUACAGAGUCUCCUCUGACACACUGACCCACCUGUACACAUUCCACUCCACAUUCACUGAGACCCUCUAUCCAGGGUUUCAUCUUUGGUAUCAUGGCGCCUCAGUGUCUCUGUGUCAAACAUAACAUGAUGUUUCACUCUAAUCAUGGUCAUGUUCAGUAAGACACACUGGAGCAACAAUGUUGAAUAGCUCUCUAGUGUGUAAACAUAUGAUUGUAAAUAUUCAUGAAUACACACCAUUGAAAUUGACAGACAUUGUCAACUAGAGUCAAUCAUUAAUAUAAUGUCACUCCCUCUCCCCCUCUCUGGCGCUAGACGUCGCCAGUCUACUAACCGCCAGUCCUGGCAACCCAUCAUUAGACACACCUGGCAACCUUCAUUACUCACACCUAA